AUGGAUGUGAAGAAACAGCUGUGCUCCCUGGCCCGUGUGGUGCUGCCUGGCAUGGGAUUUGCCUUGAUCUGUGUUGGAGCCUACCUGGUGUCUCUGCAGGCCAACUACCACUUCACACUGAGGGUCAUCUUCGCCUAUGUCAUUAUUGCCUGUGGCUUCUUGGCUAUGCUCACCGGGGUCUUCUGGGCCAUCUGCCACAGCAUAAAGAGCAAAGUGUACCAGAGAGGAGAACACAGCCGGCACAUCCAUGUCUACACUAUUGACAGACCCAGCUCCUACCCUCCGUCUUAUGAGGAGUCCCAGGGGAUCCAGGCCUGUCCUGAUACAGCCACUGACUCUGUUGUGGUGAUCGACAGCGUGGACACAACGAUGAGCCUGGCACCUCCUCUGUACUGUCGGGACAGCUCGGAGAGCCCCGACUGCACAUGGAGCUGGGAGCAGCCUCCUCCUUACACUGAGACAGCGCCUGUUCUCCAGAGACAUGCUGAUGCAGAGGAGCAGCAGUGCCCAGACACUGGGAGAAGUAAUGUUUUUGCCUAA
This is a messenger RNA of Myripristis murdjan (pinecone soldierfish), 540 nucleotides long. Its product is annotated as transmembrane protein 252-like. Bases 1 to 540 code for a protein of 179 amino acids. Lineage: Eukaryota; Metazoa; Chordata; Actinopteri; Holocentriformes; Holocentridae. The transcript has 2 exons. The record is from RefSeq and is a predicted model, not a curated record.